Molecule: messenger RNA, 2128 nt
Organism: Dromaius novaehollandiae (emu)
Lineage: Eukaryota; Metazoa; Chordata; Aves; Casuariiformes; Dromaiidae
Product: lateral signaling target protein 2 homolog
Exons: 13
Coding region: 162-1736 (524 amino acids)
Biological process (GO): negative regulation of epidermal growth factor-activated receptor activity
Cellular component (GO): early endosome membrane
Molecular function (GO): metal ion binding
Source: RefSeq, a predicted model, not a curated record
GGUCCGCCCGGGUCCCCGCCCGGGUGCCCGCUUGGCCCCGUGCCCGGGGGCGGGCACACACCGCCCCGCUCCGCCCCCGGGCGGUGCCCGCUGCCGGCCCGCCCCGUCGGCGAGCGGCGGGCGCGGGGAGCCGGGCGGCAGCGGGAGCUCCCGGUCGCGCCAUGCUGCCCGCCGCCCUCCGCAGGUGGCUGCACCGGCCCAAGCGGUCCGACCCCCGGCUGCUCUCGCAGUUCUUCUACGCCGACGAGAGGGUGUCGCGGGUGGUGGCGGAGAUCAACGGGCUGGAUGCCGAGCUGGACCCGCAGCAGUACUUGGUGCUCCUGAACCAGCUGCACCUCAGCCAGGCUCAGCUGCUGGCCGUCAUUGAGCGCAUCAUGGAGGAGUGCAUCCCCACACAGAGGCACAGCCGCGACUACCUGGUCAAGUUCCCCGAGGAGCUCUUGGGGGACAACCUGGGCAACCACAUGCUGUUUGCCGCCGAGUGUCUCCUGGCGGGCACCUUCAUGGAGGUGGAGGAGGCGGACAGCGUCCAGCUGCGGCCGCAGGCCCGGAAGCUGCUGGGCAGCCUGGAGCUGGUGCGCGCGGUGCUGCGGGAGCAGAGCCUCAGCCAGCCCGGCAGCUACUCGGAGCCCGUGCGGGCUGUGCUCAUGCAGUUCGACAGGCUCUUUGCAGAGUUCGAGCUGAGCUACGUCUCCUCACUGGUGGCGGUGAAAUCGCCCGAAGAGAUCUACCGGCAGCAGGAGCUCAUCGUGCUCUUCUGUGAGACGGUGGAGAGAGCCCUGCGCCUGGGCUACCUCACCCAGGAGAUGAUCGAUGGCUACGAGCCGCUGCUGAUGUUCACCAUCCCUCGCCUGGCCAUCAUCAGCGGGCUCCUCAUCUACCCCGAGGGGCCCCUCAGCCUGGAGCAGAGCCCUGAGCAGAUGUCCCGGGUCUUCAGCCCCUUCUACAACCUCCUGAAGAAAAUCAGGGACCUGCUGCAGGUGCUCUCGGCGGAGGAGCUGGCCCUGCUGGAGAGGAGCCUGUGCACCGCUGAGCUGGAGGAGCCCCGCGGUCCGGCCACAGCCCCGAGAGUGGACCCCCCCACUGCCUGGGGGCUCCUGGAGGCUCCCCACACCGAUGCGCCAGCCCCCGUCUGCCCGGCAGGCUCGGGCCUCCCCGGCAAGGCUGGCGGCCCAGCCACGGACAGCCGCCAGGCCGCCGGGAGCAGCCCACGGGUGCGGCCUGGCACCCCGCAAGGCCAGUCGGAGCUGCGCUCCCGCUAUGGCAGCACCCGGGACAUGCUGCACACCCUCUUCGUCUGCAUCUCGGGGGUGGCCGAUCAGCUCCAGACCAACUUCGCCAGCGACCUGCGCAGCAUCUUGAAAACGGUCUUCAAGAUUGUCGCCUCGCAGCCCCAGCCGGCCGAGGAGACAGGCGCCAGCCAGGCAGAGGAAAGGGAGGCGCGCGCCGCAGCAGCACCCCAUGUUCCCAACUGCCCUCUCUGCUCCAGCGCCGCUGAGCUCCACAGGGCAGGCGUCCUGCCCGAGUGGGUGCCGGACAGCAGCUGCAGCCAGUGCUCGGCCUGCCGCUCGCCCUUCACCCUGCUGCGCCGGAGGCACCACUGCCGCAGCUGUGGCAAGAUCUUCUGCUCCCGCUGCUCCCCGCACGCCGCCGCCCUCCCACACUACGGGCAGCUGCGGCCGGUGCGCGUCUGCGCUCACUGCUACGCCGCCCACCUCGGGCCCGCGCACCAGUGAGCGACGCCCGGCCCAGCACCGGCCCCGGGACGCCCGCCGCGGGCCGGACCCGCGCGUGCACCCGGAGCCACAGACGGCGGCUGCAUCCGGACGACGCUGCAGACUGGGGCGGAAAAGGCCACUGCGGGGGUGCGACGCCGGCUCCCAGCCAUGCCCUGCGCCCUGCGCCCGGCGCGCUGCCUGCCCUGCCGCCGCCCCCGGCGGGGAAAUGUGCUUCGUUGCGGUUUUCAGGUGAACUUUGGCUGCUGUUUGGACCAGGGCAGAGUCUUCCCCUGGGGCUUGUCCUGGGAGUGCGCAAAUACAGCCCUCACAUGACGGCGGGUGCCCACGGGGCUGCGCGCUGUGGGCGGCUCCCCUCGGCAAGCUGGAUUUUAAUAAACACCUUAAACCUC